Orbicella faveolata is the source of this 2296-nucleotide messenger RNA. RefSeq lists its product as uncharacterized. NCBI's taxonomy places the organism in Eukaryota, Metazoa, Cnidaria, Anthozoa, Scleractinia, Merulinidae. The record is from RefSeq and is a predicted model, not a curated record.
GCCUUUCCAGUCCGUGAUUGCGAAAUUUUCUAAAAAUAUUUUCACUCGUGUAAUACAUUAGUCUCCUUCCCAGGUACUCGGACCGAAAUCCCCAACGCAUGCCGCUCGAGUCAAAGUCAAUACUUUUUAAAAGAAAAACUUGAAACAUUCCUCCCACUCCGUCUCUAACCCAGUGAGGAAUUCGUGAAAGUGAUACUAAGAUUUUUAAGGAAUUUCCUGUUGAUACUCAAAGGAAGGGUCAAGUUAUGAGCGGUGCUAAGUUACAGCGGUGUCUUAAUUUACAGGUCGUUUUUGAGCACGUUAGAUCUGUUUUGACCAUUCUGUGUCCAAAAAUGUCGUCGAGAAGCUGUGGUUUAUCAGUGAGCCCUGGCACAGUGUUGUCUGUGGUUUGUUUGCUUCUUUACUACGCUAGUUUCAUUAGAAUCGAGCGGAAGUUUAAUGAUCUCGAUCAAAGGUUGAUGGCUGUGGAGGAAGUCAUUUCUCAGAUGAAACACGGAAUGGCGGACACUUGGAAUAAAGAAACUUCACCUCUUCAUUCUGAACAGAAAGAGGCAAACAGUGAAACAAAGCUCCAUAGAAUCACACGUAGCAUUGCCAACAAUCCAAAGUUUAAUAAUUCAGCUAACAUGAAAGAAGUUUUUGAAGACGUUGUCACCUCGAGUUUCAAAAAGAUCUGUCAGAAGAGUGGAAGCCUUGAUGUUUGCCCGCGAGGACUGCCGGGACCUCCGGGAAGGAGAGGAAGAAAAGGUCCCCAAGGAAUCAUGGGACCGCCGGGUCCAGGUGGAAAGCAAGGAAUUAUGGGACCACCGGGCAUAAGAGGAGAAAAAGGAAUUAAAGGAGAUAUCGGGCCACCGGGUAUCCCAGGGAUUAAAGGUGAACCCGGAGAAUCAAUUUCUGCACCAAAGGUGACAAUUUCUCCGGCUUCGCAACUGACUGUUAACGAAAGCAACACUGCUGCUCUGUUUUGCUCUGCUAGUGGAAAUCCCGCUCCCCAGCUAUCUUGGGUUAGGGUUGAUGGAUCGUUACCUAGUAACAGGAUCAAGGUGACGUCAGAUGGCCUGAUGCAGAUUGAUGACGUUCGCUUAGAGGAUGCUGGGGAAUACAAAUGCAUGGCGCGCAAUAUUCUGGGAAAGGAUGAAAACGCUGCGAGCCUUGUUGUACAAAGUGAGCCAAAAGUUUCUCUCUCGUUUGGACCAUCCUACGUCGAAAAGAACAAGGACUUCACUUUACCAACUUGUCACGUGACUAGCUAUCCUCCAGCGGUAAUCACGUGGUCUAAAGUACUACGUAACACAGUAACACGAUUACCUUUUUUAAUUGCUUUUUUGUCUUUUGUUUUCGUUUGUGGUUCAGAAUGUGGGCCUGUUGGUGUAGAAGACAGGAACACAAUACCAGAUGCCAGAAUGACGGCAAGCACAAAUUUUGAUAGUUAUACGUAUCCAUACUAUGGUCGGCUGAAUGAGCACAGGGGAGAUGGAGCGUGGUGUACAAACACAACAACAGACAGAACAGACUAUCUUCAAGUUGAUAUGAGUGCAGUACGGUCUGUUUGUGCUGUGGCAACACAAGGAGAAAGAGUAGGCCCUUUCUGGACCACCAGCUACAAAGUGCACCUUUCUACAGAUGGAGUAACAUGGAACAGCUACAAGGAAAACAAUGCUGAAAAGGUGACUAAGAUAAUAUUUACUUCAUACUUACUUAGAGUUUCGGAUAGAAUUGAUCGCAUGAAAUCCCAUGCGGAAAUUUCUUCAUCCAAUCACAAUGGCGAAACGACUUUCUUACACGUGGAAAAAGCGUUUCAUCAAAUCAGAAAUCAGACCCGACGCGACCUUAGCGUGUUUGCAGGAAACACGGAUCAAAAUAGUAUCGUGAAACACUCACUCAGUCCUGACGUUAAUUACAUGUAUAAAGCAAGAUUCGUUAGAUUUUAUCCCGUCUCGCAUGAUGGCCAUCCUUGUUUGAGAGUUGAGAUAUUUGUACUAAAGUAGUCACACCGGUUCUAUUCGCCAUGAAAUAACCGGUAAAAGAAUGAACAACCAAACGAGCACAAAGCAAACAAAUGCUCAGCAGAACAAAAAGGCAGCCAAGAGUGCAGUAAACAUCUGUACAACGAAACGUCUUUUGAAAACCAAAACAUAUAAAAGUACUUUUCACCACAUUUCCCGCCAUUUCGUGUCAGGUAAUUGCGAAAAAGUCGUUUGGGCCGUACACGCAUCGUGCGAGUAAGAUCCUCGGAAGAACUGGGUACCAUGUCUUAAAAUAACUUACGAGGGAUUACCUUGGGUAGAGGGCCUAU